Molecule: messenger RNA, 6094 nt
Organism: Homarus americanus (American lobster)
Lineage: Eukaryota; Metazoa; Arthropoda; Malacostraca; Decapoda; Nephropidae
Gene: Myo31DF
Product: unconventional myosin ID-like
Exons: 21
Coding region: 1-3273 (1090 amino acids)
Biological process (GO): actin filament organization; vesicle transport along actin filament
Cellular component (GO): microvillus; vesicle; myosin complex
Molecular function (GO): microfilament motor activity; actin filament binding; ATP binding
Source: RefSeq, a predicted model, not a curated record
AUGUUUGCAAUACUAAAGGGAGACAACUGUGAAAGACAGGAGGUCGUAUCUAACUAUGAUGGUGGAGGAGGAGGACCUUACUACUGCUGCAGGAGACACCCAUCACUGUCUCGUUACCUAAGGUUCAAUGGCGGGAAGAUCUACACGUAUAUCGGGGAGGUGUGUGUCUCCAUCAACCCCUACAGAGCCAUCAAUCUCUACGGCAAGGACUACGUCAACCAAUAUAAAGGUCGGGAGAUCUUUGAGCGGCCGCCACACAUAUUCGCCAUUGCGGAUGCCUCAUAUAAGGCGAUGAAGCGACGGGGUAAGGACACCUGUAUUGUCAUCUCUGGUGAGUCAGGCUCGGGCAAGACUGAGGCCUCCAAGAUUAUCAUGAGGUACAUCGCUGCCGUCACCAACGUCGCCGGCCAGCAGGAGGUGGAGAGAGUGAAGAACGUGCUCCUACAGUCCAAUGCCAUCCUUGAAGCCUUCGGUAAUGCCAAGACCAACAGGAAUGACAACUCUUCUCGGUUUGGCAAGUACAUGGACAUCAACUUUGACUUCAAGGGUGACCCAGUUGGUGGUCAUGUUGAGAACUACCUCCUGGAGAAGUCAAGGGUUGUGUUGCAGCAGCAGGGGGAGAGGAAUUUCCACUCUUUCUAUCAGGUCCUGUUUGGAGCCACAGAUUCAGAGCUGUCUCGUCUGAAACUGAAGCGUGAUGUCAACAGCUACCACUUCAUCUGUCAGGGCGGCACACCAAGGGUAGACUCUAUUGCUGACAAAGCUGACUACAAGACAUGCCAACAAGCUUUCAAGACAUUAGGGUUCACACCUGAACAGACUGAUGCCAUAUGGAGAGUUGUUGGGGCUAUCCUACACUUGGGCAAUGUUGAAUUUUCCUCUGGUGGAGAUGAGACCCAAAUUCAAAAUCCCAAAGUUGUGAAAAACAUCGCAGAACUCCUGAAUGUCUCCCCAGCUGAUGUGAACAAGGCACUGUGUCAUCGAGUCAUUGCAGCACGUGGGGAGGUCAUGGAGAAACGACACACAGAAAGUGAGGCCAGUUAUGGUCGUAAUGCAUUUGCAAAGGCCAUCUAUGAGCGACUCUUUUCAUACAUCGUGGAAGGAGUGAAUAAAGCUAUUGAGGUCCGCUAUGAAGGCACAGCUGCCCGCUACAAGUAUAACACUGUCAUUGGCGUGUUGGACAUCUAUGGGUUCGAGAUCUUUGAACGCAAUAGUUUUGAGCAAUUCUGCAUCAACUAUUGUAAUGAGAAACUACAACAGCUAUUCAUUGAACUGGUGUUAAAACAAGAGCAGGAAGAGUACAAGAGAGAAGGUAUUGCUUGGCAGAAUAUUGAAUACUUUAAUAACCAAAUUAUAUGUGAUUUGGUUGAGCAGUCACACAAAGGAAUCAUUGCAAUCAUUGACGAGGCUUGUCUCAAUGUCGGAAAAGUGACAGAUCAGAUGCUUCUUGAGGCUAUGGAGAACAAACUGAAGGUCCACAAACACUUCACCACUCGCAAACUCUCACCUAUGGACAAAGAGCUCAAGCAUGUAGAAGAAUUCCGCAUCAAACACUAUGCUGGAGAUGUGGUGUACUGCAUCAAUGGAUUCCUGGAGAAGAACAAGGACACACUCUUCCAAGACUUUAAGAGAUUAAUGUACAGUUCCUCUGAUCAUGUUAUCUCUAGCAUGUGGCCUGAAGGAGCCCAGGACAUCACUGUGACAACAAAACGCCCCCUUACAGCUGGAACACUGUUCAAAAACUCAAUGGUGGCUCUAGUGAAGAACCUGGCUUGCAAGGAGCCAUACUACAUUCGCUGUAUAAAGCCCAACGACCAGAAGUCUCCUGUCAUCUUUGACCAAGAACGAGUCACUCACCAGGUAAACUACCUUGGUUUGGUGGAGAACUUGCGAGUGAGAAGAGCCGGAUUUGCAUACAGACAAAGUUAUGACCGGUUUCUAAGAAGAUAUAAGAUGAUCUCUCAGUAUACUUGGCCUAACUUCCAUGGUGGUAGUGACAGAGAGGGGACCAAGAUCCUGGUGGAGGAACAGGGCUUUACCAAUGAUGUUAAGUACGGCAACACCAAACUCUUCAUCCGCUCUCCACAGACACUCUUUGCUUUGGAACAGGGAAGAGCAAAGCUGAUCCCAGGAAUUGUGAUCUUCUUACAAAAAAUGUGGCGAGGAGCUACGUGUCGAAUGCACUACAGACGCAUGUGUGCUGCCCUGACCAUCCUGCGCCACUACAGGCUCUACAAGAUGCGAUCAUACAUGUUGGAACUGAACAGAGUAUUCAGGAAUGUGAAACAAAUGCAGGACUAUGGAAAACAUUUGCGUUGGCCAGCCCCGCCCCUGGUGUUGCGCUCAAUGGUGUCAGAUUUCCAGAACAUACACAACCGAUGGAGAGCUCACAUGACCCUCUGCAAUGUCCCCAAGACAGAUUGGCCUCAACUUCGAAUCAAGGUUAUUGCUGGAGAUGCACUGAUGGGAAAGCGAAUAGACUGGGGUGUUCGGGAGAGCUGGGAAGGCAACUACUUGGCCACCACAAAAGAGAACCCUGAAGCUUCAACCUUCCAGUCUGCUGUCAAAAACAUGAGGAACAAAGAUGGAUUCAGGGAGGUGUUGUUCUCUAGUUUGGUGCGGAAGAUCAACAAGAAAGACAAGAUGGCCGAGCGUGCAAUAAUGCUGACAGACAAACAGAUAUACAAGUUACACAGCAAGACCUUCAAGCCUCUUAGAUCUCCCAUUCCCAUUUUAGAAGUGAGUGGAGUAAGUGUCAGUCCAGGUCAAGACCAAUUAGUAAUCAUCCAUUUGAGAGGUGGCAAUGACCUAGUGAUUUCUUUGUCAUCACAAGCAAAUGCCAACCGUGUUGGAGAACUAACAGGACUAUUGCUCCGGCAGUAUCAGCUUCUCAAUCGCUCAGACCUCCGAGUGGUUGUAGGGUCAAGUCUCCAGUGCAUGCUUGGUAGCAAAUCUCGAAUGGUGACUGUCGAGGAGAGCAAUGUUGGAUCUUUUGCAGCAUUUAGGAAAGGUUCAAAGCGUGGAGACAUGGUAUACACUUGGCCCAGCUCUCUGAACAAGGAACUGCCUCCGCCCAUCAGGACACACACUAGGCAUGCUCCACCGCCACCAUCUCGUCCUUCAGGAGCUAAUGGUUAUGGCAGUGGAAAUGGUCAUGGCAAUGGAAAUGUUCGUGGUAAUGGGCAUAUUAAGGAUAAUGGCUACACAAAUACCAACAACUUAAAUCAAGGAAAUGGAAAUAGUAGAGUGUAUGCAAAUACUGGUAGAUAUUAGCUAAGUACAGUAUGAUGCAAGUGGUUGGUGGUUUUGUUCAGAGAAGUAAUUGUGAGUGAGAAACAGUUACCUUGAUAUUAACAGUGGGAUUUAACAGUUAGUUACUGGUGAUACUGAAUGUGUGCCUUACAUGAAAGUGUUCUUACACAUUGUGUCAGGGCAAGUAAAACUAUGGAGUCUGUGCAAUUCCAGUAUUUCACUAUAUUUUGUUUUGUGUAAAGUCACAUGGGAAUGCAUUUUUCACUUUCAUUGAGUAGGUAGGUUGCAGUUAGUGUCAACAUUCAUUUCAUAUAUCACUGAAGCCAUUUUAAAAAAGUUUCAUCUCAUUUCUUUGAUACCACAAUUAGCUUUGUUCCCUUUUUCAUGAAUGCUUUGAGAUUUUACUGAAAUAUGGGUGACAACCCAAACUAUUUUCAUAAAUUUAGUGCAGUACUUUUAAUAAGUUUCUCAUAUCCAUUAAUGACAGUAUUUCUAUGGUUUCACUUGACAUUUUUGUAAGGUACAUGAUAUAUAUCUUUUACAAUGCUAUACAUAUCUAAUAUCAUUGUUUUCCUGAUUUUAUAAUUCCUGGUUUAAGAAGGCCUUCCUAUUUAGAUAUAGGAUGUAGCUUUUCAAGAUACAUAUAAUAUUCUUCAAGACUUCAGCCUAGUUGUGUGGGUUUCAAGUCUGAUAUCAAGUAACAUAAAGGCAAUGUGAGCUAUUGCAUUCUGAUUCACUCCAAAAUAUAGUUUAUUGUUUUUUUGUUGUGUGUAUUUCCAUCACAAAGGUCUGCACAUCCUAAUUUUCACAAUAUGAAUGAAUAGCUGGUGCCUUGUUGUUCAACCGUGAAUCAACCUGUGGUAUGAAGUUAAGAAGAACAACCUCUAUUUCUUGUGUUUCUGUUCUAUUGGGAUGAUAAGUUACAAGGCUAAAGCACCUAUCAGUGAAAGGAAGAGAGCAGUGGUGAACAUGAGGAUGAUCAGUUGUACAGAUUGUGAGAGUUGGAUAUGGUGUAGCUUCAAAUUACAUGGUGGAUUGACAUUUUGUAAAUAAAGUAAGUACAGAUAAUUUAAGGUACUAGAAGGCUGAAAUUUUUGCCAUGUUUAAGAAUUCUUUUGUUGAAACAAAUAAUUUUGAGAUACAUGUUAAAUGGGAAGGCAUGUGUCAUUUGAUUUUUCCCAGAAGUAUAAUGGGAGUAAUAGUAAUUGGGGUAAAAAGAACACUAAGUGCAGUGGCUACUCUAUAACGUUCCAAGAAAGGUAUAUUUUGAAGCCAUAAUGCUCAUUAGUGGAAAAUGUAAUGUUGGAAGCAUUAUUUAAACUUUUGUAAUUAAAUAUGACAAUCCAAUUGAAUUGCAGUAACACAGAAUACAAAAUAUGAUUUUAUUCACUGAACAACAGCCUGUACAAUAUAGUACAGGUAUAUAGUAUAACAAUAGGAAGGUCAAUACCUAUAAGAAUAAAUUUUAGUUAGAAAUCAAAGUGAGGUUUACAAUCGUAUCACAUCAAGCAAGAACUACAAAAUUAUUCAGUUGAAUGAAUUAAGACCUCUGCCACUUGCUGCUAAGAGCAUAAAUUUUUCUUAUCUCAUAUUUAGAAAAGAAAAAUUACAUGAUGUAGAGCAGAUAAUUGUCAGAAUCAUCUAAUUUAUCAGCAACAGAAAAUUUGGGUUAAUCAGAUUUCAAAUAGACAAAAAAGAUAUUUACUGUAAUAACAUUGGAACCUUGACCACCACUUCCUCCAAAUAGGGCAGUGGCAGUAAGCUGUUGUACUGGUAGUACUUAAGUCAUGCAUUUCAUAAUUUAGGAAUAUCUUGACAGUUUUGAGCAUGACCUUGUACUUUUCUAUGUAAGCUGUGUUGUAUGAGAGUGUACAGACUAGUUGUGCCAUUUUAUGGGUGAGUAAUGAGUGUGCUGAGUGGAAUGUGUUUUGUGUAUGUAUAUAUAUAUAUAUAUAUAUAUAUAUAUAUAUAUAUAUAUAUAUAUACAGUAUAUACUAAGUAGUUUUAUGUUCAUUGUUUUUCUUGCCACUCUACAAGAUACACUUAAUUGAUGCAGUUUAAUCUUGGGAACUUAUAUCUUUGACCAAUACUGUUAAUUCUAUAUCUUGUGUGUCUAUUGCUGGCAUAAUAACAAGCUUUAUAAUAUGAACAAAUAUUUUUUUUAUUAGACCAGUGAAGUAUAAGAAACAUACUGUUAUUACAUAGAGUUAAAGUUUUCAGAUAUAUUCCAUCUUACUUAAAAAAUCAUGAUGUUUUUUACAGGCAAACUGCUGGUUUGUAAAAGAAGUAUUUCAAACAGGUAUUAACAAACGAGAACUUUACUUUAUGGACACUCGACGAUAAUUAACUUUUUUACAUUUUGAUGUUUAUAUUACAAGUACAGUACAGUACACUUGUACAAAAGGGCCUUGUUUAGGUUACAAUUGGCAAGCUGCAUCAUAUUCAUUUGAUGCUUUACAUUUAUCAGAUGUAACCUCGUCAAUGAUUGUAAAAUACAUUUUUUCUUUGGCCAAUCAAAUACAAGUAGUUGGUUGGUGAUACAGGUAUGCUUUUAUUGUACAAUAUACAGUAUACAAGUAUACAAAGUGAAUCAAUAAGUCAAAAAUUAAUUGUUUUGUUUAUGCUUACUGUACUUUCAUACCAAGCAAAACCAGCUAUCUAGAGGAAAUUGGCCUUGCUUCUCCAGUGCUCCAGAUGCUUUCACAUGCUGAUACUGCAAGGGCAUUAAGAUCCCUUGACAAUUUGCCAACGUGAUAAUUGAAUUAUUAUGCAAUGUAGUUGCAGAUUUUGUUGUAAUUUUGUAUAUUAUAUUGAUAUUUAUGAAUAAAACAAUGUUCCAUUU